This is a messenger RNA of Etheostoma spectabile (orangethroat darter), 1788 nucleotides long. Its product is annotated as transmembrane protein 87A. Lineage: Eukaryota; Metazoa; Chordata; Actinopteri; Perciformes; Percidae. The record is from RefSeq and is a predicted model, not a curated record. Gene Ontology annotation, biological process: retrograde transport, endosome to Golgi. Bases 88 to 1659 code for a protein of 523 amino acids. The transcript has 18 exons. Gene Ontology annotation, cellular component: membrane; Golgi apparatus.
AGCCGGAACCCGGAAGAUUCCAGCUUGUUGUGAGUUGUCGCCUUUCGCUGCUGCAAUCGUCUUCUUCCUCCUCCUCUUCGCUCACAAAUGGCGCGUUUCGUCGUUCCGGGCCGGACCGGGCCGGGCCGGACCGGGCCGGGCCGGACCGGGCCGGGACUCUGGUCCUCGGCGCUGGUGCUGACGGUGCUGCUGGCGGAGCUGGUGCUGCCGGGCGGGGCCGUGUCCGAACCGGGGAAGUGGGUCCUGAACGUCAACAGCGAAACCGUGAAGAAGCAGAACCACUUCUUCUUCACUAAAACUCUGUUCAACAACAGCUUCAUCCAUCUGAAGGCCGAGGCCUGCAACCUGUUGGCGUCCGUCCAGCUGGACGUGUCCUGGUACCUGAGGAACUCCCACUGCUACGGCGAAGUCUUCCGCCUGGACGCGAAUGGGGCAAAGAGUUUACUUCAACCGACGGAGGUCACCCAGGAGGAGGAAGUGGAUAUUAUGUUGUUCACCAAUAUCCUCCAUCACCUGCAACAUAAGCCAAACGUUCGGCCUCCAAUCACAGAGGAGAAUUUACCAAGCAGGACGAGGAGAGAAGCGGUCGCUCCAAAAACAAAGGCUGCCACGGUAACGAAGGAGAGCACUCCGGCUGAAACUGGGAAAGCUGUCGUCCCUCAUAAAGAGGUCAGUCGUCCGCAGAUCAGCAUGAUGGGUCCGCCACACUACCUGUCGUCCGUAGAAGUGGCCAUGAGUGGUGUGUCUCCUUGUGGCCCUGGUCCAUUCUACAUGGUAUGUGACACGUGUACUGGGAGUGACUUGCGUGCUGGUGGCGUUGUGGCUGCUGCUGUCGGCGCCUACCUGGAAGGGACUGCUCCUUCCAGUUGCUGGAUCGGGGAGCACUUCCUGGCGAUGGUGGAGAAGGCCGUGUACUACGCCGAGUUCCAGAGUAUCAGAUACGACGGCUUGUCAGUCCCGGGGGCGGUGGUGUUCGCCGAGGUGCUCUCCGCGGUGAAGAGGACCCUGGCCAGGGUGCUGGUGAUCAUCGCCAGCCUGGGAUACGGCAUCGUCAAGCCCAGACUCGGUGCGCUGCUCCACAGAGUCGUCGGAGGUCGGUGCUACAUGAUGUUCUCCAUCGUCGAGGGGAUCCUAGAAGUCAACGCGUGCUGCGGAGGAACGUGGUCAAGCUUCUCUCUUCCGCACUUCACCAACACGCUCAUCUUCGCCGUCAUAGCAUCGGUCAUCUUCAUCAUCUGGAGCACCAAGACCUUCAGACGGUCUACAUGUCUGGCUGACUGGAGGGAGCUGUGGAUAGAUGAUGCGUUCUGGCGCUUCUUGUUCUCCAUCAUCCUAUUGGUCAUCAUGUUCCUAUGGCGACCGUCAGUCAGUAACCAGAGGUACGCCUUCAGUCCUCUGCUGGAUGAAGACAGUGAGGAAGUGGAGAAGGAGCCCAUGAUGAACGAGGCGUUCGAGGGGAUGAAAAUGAGGGGAGCGAAAAACGAGAGCAACGGCACGGCCAAAGCCAACAAAGCGGAGGAGGAUCUGAAAUGGGUCGAGGAGAACAUCCCCUCGUCUAUGGCAGAUGUCGCCCUGCCGCCCCUGCUGGACUCUGAUGAGGUCAGUCAUUUAGGUUCCUUCCCGUCAUUCAUGCACCACGACGUCACACGCCAGCAAUAAGAGAAAACUUUAUAGACCCUCGGUCAGGGUCGAGCGACAGUUGUGUGCAUUUCCUGUCUGGAGAGCGGGAAACUGAAAACGGCAGGCAUCGAUUAAAAAUAAGUUCUAUAUCAAGUAUUAACAGGUGCA